GACAGUGGACAUGAGGCCCUUUGAGACUGUGCGGGGGAGUUUAUUGCUGGUUAUAAGGACUUGAAAACCACUCCCAUCUGCAGAAAAUUGGCAACAUCUCUGAGGAGCCUUUGCUUUUCCUGGGACCCCCAGCAUCAUGGUUCCCCAUUUCAUGGGGUCUCUCAGUGUCCUGGGUUCCCUCCUGCUGCUUGGAUUCCAGCUCGUCUGCCCACAGCCCUCCACUGAACACAGAAAGGUCCCUCAGCGGCUGGUGGCGGCGGCCGAAGGCGCCCCGGAGGACAGCGGCGGCGGCGCCCCGGGCGUGUGGGGCGCCUGGGGCCCCUGGUCCGCCUGCUCGCGCAGCUGCAGCGGCGGCGUGAUGGAGCAGACGCGGCCCUGCCUGCCCGGCUCGUACCGCGCGCGCAGUGGCCCGCGGCCCGGAGCCCCGGCGCGCGCCUUCGCCGGCCACGUGGUGUCUGCCGUGCGCACGUCGGUACCGCUGCACCGGAGCCGCGAGGAGCCGCGCGCCCCGGCCAGCCUCAACGCCAGCCGCCAGGGCCCGGUGCUGCGGGGCAGCCGGCACCCGCAGGCCCGGGGCCGCGAACCGACGGGGGAAAGAAGGAGCAGGACCCAAGGUCCCAUCGGCCCUGGCAAGUAUGGCUAUGGUAAGGCGCCGUACAUCUUACCACUGCAGACGGACUCUGCCCACUCGCCGCAGAGGCUUCGGAGGCAAAGGCCCUCAUCUCAGCAUUCCAGGUCCCAGGGAGCAUCUGGUCCUAGCCAUGGCUACAGCCCACCGGCCCACCGGGCCCCCCAGCAUGGGUCUCUGUACCAGAGUGACAGUGGCCCUCGUUCUGGACUGCAGGCCUCAGAGGCCUCUAUCUACCAGGUGCCUUUGACCCAUGACCAAGGCUUCCCUGCAGCUUCAAGUCUGUUCCAUAGCCCGGAAACAGGCAGCAGCCAUGGCGUGGGGGCACACAGGGCAGCUCAGAGCUUCUCCCAGCCUGCCCGGUCUACAGCAAUCUCCUGCAUUGGGGCCUAUCGGCAGUACAAGCUGUGCAACACCAACGUAUGCCCAGAAAGCAGUAGAAGCAUCCGAGAGGUACAAUGUGCAUCCUACAACAACAAGCCAUUCAUGGGCCGAUUUUAUGAAUGGGAACCAUUUGCAGAAGUGAAGGGCAAUCGGAAGUGUGAGCUGAACUGCCAGGCAAUGGGCUACCGCUUCUACGUACGGCAAGCUGAGAAGGUCAUUGAUGGAACCCCCUGCGACCAGAACGGCACGGCCAUCUGUGUGUCUGGGCAGUGCAAGAGCAUUGGCUGUGACGACUACCUAGGCUCCGACAAAGUCGUGGACAAAUGUGGGGUGUGCGGAGGCGAUAACACGGGCUGUCAGGUUGUGUCAGGCGUGUUUAAGCAUGCCCUCACCAGCCUGGGCUACCACCGAGUUGUUGAGAUUCCCCAAGGAGCCACAAAAAUCAACAUCACCGAGAUGUACAAGAGCAACAACUAUUUGGCCUUGCGAAGUCGUUCUGGCCGCUCCAUCAUCAACGGGAACUGGGCAAUUGACCGGCCUGGAAAAUAUGAGGGGGGAGGGACAAUGUUCACCUACAAGCGUCCAAAUGAGAUUUCAAGCACUGCUGGAGAGUCCUUUUUGGCCGAAGGUCCCACUAAUGAGAUCUUGGAUGUCUAUAUGAUACACCAGCAGCCUAACCCAGGAGUCCACUACGAGUACGUCAUCAUGGGGACCAACGCCAUCAGCCCACAGGUGCCACCUCACAGGAGACCAGGGGAGCCUUUCAAUGGCCAGCUGGUCACAGAAGGGAGGAGCCAGGACGAGGGAGAAGAGAGGAAUGAGGAGAAGGAAGGUGUGCAUGGUGGGGCACCUGAAAUGUUCACCCCGGAAUCAGCACACACCUUCCCAGUCAGGCAUCCAGAUAGAUUUUCCUCCCAUCAUCCAGACAAUUUGGUGCCACCGGCACCACAGCCCCCACGGCGAAGCCGGGAUCACAACUGGAAACAGCUUGGGACGACGGAGUGCUCGACGACCUGUGGGAAAGGAUCGCAGCACCCUGUUUUUCGCUGUGUGCACAGAAGCACUCACGAAGAGGUUCCUGAGAGCUACUGUGACUCCAGCAUGAAGCCGACCCCCGAGGAGGAGCCCUGCAACAUCUUCCCUUGCCCGGCCUUCUGGGACAUUGGGGAGUGGUCUGAGUGCAGCAAAACCUGUGGCCUGGGCAUGCAGCAUCGCCAGGUUCUGUGCCGCCAGGUGUACGCCAACCGAAGCCUGACGGUGCAGCCCUACCGCUGCCAGCACCUGGAGAAGCCCGAGACCACCAGCACCUGCCAGCUCAAGAUCUGCAGCGAGUGGCAGAUCCGGACCGACUGGACCUCGUGCUCGGUGCCCUGUGGAGUGGGACAGAGGACCCGAGACGUGAAGUGUGUGAGCAACAUUGGGGAUGUGGUUGCCGACGAGGAAUGCAACAUGAAGCUCCGGCCGAAUGACAUUGAGAACUGCGACAUGGGACCCUGUGCGAAGAGCUGGUUCCUCACGGAGUGGAGUGAAAGGUGCUCGGCGGAGUGUGGGGCUGGAGUGCGGACCCGCUCGGUGGUGUGCAUGACCAACCACGUCAGCAGCCUGCCCCUGGAGGGCUGUGGGAACAACCGGCCUGCUGAGGCCACCCCGUGUGACAAUGGGCCCUGCAUGGGCAAGGUGGAGUGGUUUGCGGGGAGCUGGAGUCAGUGUUCCAUCGAGUGUGGGAGCGGGACCCAACAGAGGGAGGUGAUUUGUGUUAGGAAGAAUGCAGACACUUUUGAAGUGCUGGACCCCUAUGAAUGUUCCUUCCUGGAGAAACCCCCCAGCCAGCAAUCCUGCCACCUUAAGCCUUGUGGGGCCAAAUGGUUUAACACAGAAUGGAGCAUGUGCUCCAAGAGCUGCCAGGGCGGCUUCCGGGUCCGGGAAGUGCGCUGUCUGUCAGAUGACAUGACCUUAAGUAAUCUCUGUGACCCUCAAUUGAAACCAGAAGAGAAAGAAUCUUGUAACCCUCAGGACUGUGUCCCUGAAGUUGAUGAAAACUGCAAGGACAGGUACUACAACUGCAACGUGGUGGUCCAGGCACGGCUCUGCGUCUACAACUACUACAAGACAGCCUGCUGUGCCUCCUGCACUCGCGUGGCCAACAGGCACCCCGGCUUCCUGGGGAGCAGAUAACACCCUGCACCCCACCAGGAGUGCGGGUCGGGGCGUCUCUGAGCAGUGGGACUGGUUGGCUACUGCUCCACCAGGGGCUCCCUGGCUCAGGGCACUGCCAGCCACGUG
This is a messenger RNA of Ceratotherium simum simum (southern white rhinoceros), 3295 nucleotides long. Lineage: Eukaryota; Metazoa; Chordata; Mammalia; Perissodactyla; Rhinocerotidae. The record is from RefSeq and is a predicted model, not a curated record.